Paramecium primaurelia is the source of this 1480-nucleotide messenger RNA. The record is from the annotation of a GenBank genome assembly. Lineage: Eukaryota; Ciliophora; Oligohymenophorea; Peniculida; Parameciidae.
AUGUCUGAAAUAGAGUAACUUAUUAAAUAAAAGGAAGAGAUAGAAAUUAGUUAAACAACUCUCAAAAUUUGGUGUUCUUUGAAAAAGAAUUUAUCUAAUAAAUUUAAGAAUCCUUCUGAAGCUUUUAAAACAUUAAAAAAAGAAGGAAAAGAAACAUUAUCAAUUGAAGAUUUUGUAGAUUAUUCAAAAGGAUUAGAUUUGUAAAUAUUAACCUUAUUUUUUAGAACAAAUGUAUUUAAAGAUAUAAAUCUUAAUGAAGAUAAUUUCAUCAAAUGUUGGGAAUAAUGGGAAUAUUAAGCAAAAUAAAAUGAACAUAAAUUAUAAAUGAUUUAAGAGAAAUUAGAAUUAUUAAAUAUUUUAGAAUAAAAAGAUAAAGAUGGAAUCAAAUAAUUAGAAGCUUAGAAGAAUAAAAAAAUAUUAAAUAUUAUCUAAAAUUGUGAUAAUUUAGAAUAACUAUAAGAAAAAUUAGAUACUUUAGUUUAAGGAACUCAAUAAUAAUAAAAAGAGAAAAUUGAUGUAAUAUAAAAUGAAUCUGAAUGUUUCAAUAAAAUAUUACAAAAAAAGUCUGAAAUUAAGGCUUCUGAAUUAUAGAUUAACAAAUUAUAAUAAAAAACUAAUCCUGAAGGAUCUGAAAAUAGCCAAAUAUCAAAUAAGAAGAAAUAAGUAAGUUAUUUAGAUGGUUCCACUAAUAUUUUAUAAAAAAGCAAAAUCAAUUUAAAUAUAUCCAGUUCUUAAUUAUAAACUAGUAGAUUAUCAACAGCAAAUUAAAACAAAUAAUCCUUUAUAUAUGAGUCUUAAGUUUAAAUAUCUCCUACUAAAGGCUAAUAGUUACUCAAGAAUCCACCAGUUACUUAAUAACAAUAAUUCAAGAAAAGUCCAAAUGAAGACAGAGAAAGUGAAAGAAGAUCUCAUAAAUCUAAUAGAAUGAGAGGAGAUUUAUAAUCAUAUAUUUCAGAUCUAUUUUAAAAUGAAAGAGAAUAAUCAUUAAGAUAAGAACCAAGAUAUGUUAGAGAUUAUGAUCGACCAUCAUAUUCUACUGAUUAAAGAGGACUUUCUGGUUUCCCAAAUUUUAGAAAAUAUUAAAAAAAUUAGUAAUAAAAAAGAGAACCUUAAGAAUUAGAACCUGAAUCUACUAAUAUAUCCAAACGACUCUAAAAUAUUAGGUAUUGAAAAAAAUCUAAAUAAGAUAUAAAUUGGAUGAUUUUUAGAAUUAAAAGUUAACUUAAUAUAAAUCAAAACCUUAAAGACUUUAAGAUUGGAGUCCAGAGAAACCCAUAAGAGUAUCAUAGUAAAAACCUAAAUAAGGAAGUAGAAAAUCUAGUCCUUAAUAUACUCCAGGAAAUACACAUAGACUAAAUCUUGAUAAAUUAAGAUAAGAAAAAUAAUAGAAUUAAGGAUCUGAGUCAGGUUUUUUGAGCAUGGAAUAAUUAAAUUAAACCUUAAAAGGAGAAUCAUAGGCUAAUGCUUGAUAUAUAUACAG